AUGUCAGUAGAGAACGUACACUUGGUGUUUAACAACAUGGGUUGUCUUGAUAAAGAUGUCAGUAGAGAUCGUACACUUGUACCUGCUAGAAUUGCCUCUUUUCCUGAGCAUGUGACAGUUAGCCGCGGAACAACAGUUCAAUUUCCGUGUUUAGCUGUGGGAAUUCCAGCCCCACACAGACAGUGGGCGUUCAGGGGCCAACCAAUUGUGGAAAGAGGAAGCGGAAUUCACGUGCUAACCAACGGCUCCCUCGAGCUUCUUAGUGCUGAGGAAGGCGAUUCUGGAAACUACACGUGUCGGGCGCGUAAUGAAUAUGGAGCUGACGAAGUCGUAUUUGUGUUAAAUGUUCAAGUGCAAUACAUUCCUGGCAGAGAUUUUCCUGCUCCAAGAGAUUUGUCUGUAACCAUGGUCACGUCCUCUAGCGUUCAGAUUUCGUGGAAUAUGGAUCCUCGUUUCAAGUUAGGCCUCACAGGUUAUAGGGUGCGGUUCAAGAGAGACUUUGGACAGUGGCAAAACAAAACGGCCCCGGCUUCAAAAACCAUGUACACAGUCGAAAAUCUGAGUUGUGGAACAAAGUACCAAAUUCAGGUCGCUGCUGUUGGGGUGGAAAGCGAGGGGGAUCCCAGCGAUAUUUUGUCUGUUCGAACAAGAGGAGGAGCGCCAGUCGCUCCCUCGCUUAAUACUUUUGUUUCAUCGAACUCCACGUGCAUCAGCCUACAAAUGAACGCUUGGGAAAGUGGUGGAUGUCCAGUUAACUCAUUUAUUGUCAGGUACAAACGUCUUUUCAGUAACGACUGGAAGGCUACUACUACAACGGAUUUGAAAGGUCAUCGCAACCACGUGGUAAUACAGGACCUAUCACAAGGCACGUGGUAUAAGUUACGGGUAACAGCACAUAAUAGUGCUGGCUCCACGGUGAAAGAAUAUGACAUAUCUACUUUGACCAUUGAUGGAGCUACGAUAGGUCCGUUAGCUGUUGGAGGAUACCACCGACCUGGAAGACAGUGGGAAGAACUGAACAUAAUUAUUCCAAUUGUUGCAGCUACUGUUGCUCUAACUGUCGUUUUGGGUGUGGCAAUCUGUGUUUGUUUCAAAAGACGACAACCAGAUGAACUGUACGACCAGAACAGACAGAGUCCUCAAGGUAUAGUUAUGAAGCACCGCACAGGUCAAAAGAAAUUGACGGAGGAGGUUCAGUACCAGGAAGUUCCUACUUACCACCAGAGGGCGUCAAAAGUUCAGAGACCAUUGCGUAACGACGCAUCUCUGGAGCGCAAUCAAGCUCUACCUCCGCCAGAAGACCAUUGUGCCGGCUACGAAGAUGAUCUUACACCGUAUGCCACCUGUCGGCUUCCAGGUUGCGACUCAGACACAGAAAGUUCCCAGGGUACCGUUCGAGAACUCCAAACAUUCAGCAACCAAUACCAGCGAUCCUUUCCCGAUCCUUCGGCUCAGGAAACCACACAGCAUUGGGAAGAACUUGUUGUGAACCUGCAACAAAAGCGUGCAAAGUUACCGACAUAUGAAAGGAAACUUUCAAAAACCAUCGUCAGGCCAUAUCGUGAAGUGUUCUACAACGAUGAAUCAAGAGUUAUUAGAAAUAAAGAAUGUAUCGAGCCGAUUGUGACCACGACACGAAGUUUAUCUACCGAUUGUGACCACGACACGAAGUUUAUCUACCGAUUGUGACCACGACACGAAGUUUAUCUACCGAUUGUGACCACGACACGAAGUUUAUCUACCGAUUGUGACCACGACACGAAGUUUAUCUACCGAUUGUGACCACGACACGAAGUUUAUCUACCGAUUGUAACCACGACACGAGAUUU
Molecule: messenger RNA, 1829 nt
Organism: Limulus polyphemus (Atlantic horseshoe crab)
Lineage: Eukaryota; Metazoa; Arthropoda; Merostomata; Xiphosura; Limulidae
Product: Down syndrome cell adhesion molecule homolog
Exons: 12
Coding region: 1-1689 (562 amino acids)
Biological process (GO): dendrite self-avoidance; axon guidance; homophilic cell-cell adhesion
Cellular component (GO): plasma membrane; axon
Molecular function (GO): cell-cell adhesion mediator activity
Source: RefSeq, a predicted model, not a curated record